This is a messenger RNA of Paramuricea clavata, 36989 nucleotides long. The record is from the annotation of a GenBank genome assembly. NCBI's taxonomy places the organism in Eukaryota, Metazoa, Cnidaria, Anthozoa, Malacalcyonacea, Plexauridae.
GGUCAGUGAUGCUUAAAACGGAGUCAUAAUGACGCAAACUGUCAAUACUUAAGUGUGCUAGCCUUAAAUUUUUUCUAAACCAAUAAUUGAGUUGAGGCAAGUCAAUACAGAUUGCCGCUGCUUUCCGCAGAGCUUUCGAAAUGGACACUCCAUCCCAAAAGGAAAAUGGCUCCAAAAAAGCUACGUAUAAUCAUACAAGUCAAAUUACUUUAGUGCAACCAAAAAGCAGCGAUGGUCGACAUUGGAGUGUUUUUGAAAAAGUGCUACUUGCAUUGGUAUUGUUAUUUUUUGUCGGAUUUCUUAUAUUUGUGGUUUUGUAUGCUACGACCGAAGCUGCAACAACGACUAAAGAAGCUAAAGGUAAAUUUGUGCUUUUAUACUUUUCACACGAUUGUGACAAUUAAAUAUAUAUUAAGAUGUAUUUGGCGCGCUGAAUAGGAAAAUACGUAUUUGCCUAAUGUGUACAAUUAUGAGAUGGAUGACAAAUGUAAAACAAUUAUACUAAGAAUUGCGGUUUAUAUAUAUAUUCUGAUUCUUAAACAGUAUAAAAUACGAUAUAAAACAUUGUAUAAACAAUCUUGUCGCAUAUGCCGGCAAAACAUAUAAAACCAAUGGGUGGUUACCCAUGUCUAUGAAGCACGUUAAUUAAAGUCUUUUGGUGUCGCAGUAAAUAUUGCAAGUAAAUAGGAGGAAAUGUAGUGCGGGAGUAGUAGGAGGAAAUGUAUUGCGGGAGUAGUAGGAGUACAUGUACUGGGGAAAUAGUAGGAGUAAAUGUAGUGGGGGAGUGCUAAUCAUCCUUACUGUAGCUCAGAUUUACGCUGAAUUGCGAAGAACAGUAUGAGCUCAACCUGAUCGAAUGGAAUAUAGCGGCAAACAUCUCAUGCGGACUCAUGUCUGAUCACGGAGCAAAGCUACGGAGGUUUCGGUCAGUUAUUUUGGAGCUUAUCAAACCCACCCUGUCAACAGUUCCCUGUAGAAGGAAACCCCAUCGGAGUACCUGGAGAAACCCCAUGACUUGUCGGUAGAGCUUUGUCUUUGACUGACUCUUUUCACAAGUGUGCGGAUGAGCGAGUCCACAGCGAGAAUCGAACCCACGAUCUCAAACGUGAAAGACGCUGGAUCGGACAAUUAUGCGCAUGGCCUGCAUGCGUCCACCGAAGAGGGCAAAAUCCGGUUACAUCACAUGUGUGAUUCUACAAUCAAAGAUUUGGUUGUUUCUGAGCUAUAGUGAUGCAUAGUAGUGUUAAUACUUUCAGAAAGUUGCAAACAAACCAGAAAGUAUAAAGUCAAUAUUGACAUGCAGAAGCAGUUAAAUUCAUGCAUGGAUUUUCCAACAGUCCCGUAUGUCAGCUAUAUAACAGCAUAGCCUACAACGUAAUUUAUAUACCGGCCUCUAUAACUUCUGUCUAAAAAGGUAAUGUUACACAAGCCACUUGCAAUGCAAUUUGGUUAUAGAGACAGAGAAAUGCGAACGUGACCCCGUGUUUUCACUAUGAAAAUAAAGAAAUAUAUGGUGAAAAAUGUCGACAGAAUUAACCACGGGCCAUGGUCAGGAUUUAUUAACACGGUCUUAAAUUAACUCAAACUUAACACUGAAGUACUGAACAAUUCUGGAAGCUUCUAAACCUUAUAUAUAAAGCGUCUUUUCAUAAGGACAUGCAGCUAAUCUCCGAUGAUUAAAUUUUAAAUCCAAUUUAUUUUCGACUAUUUGUAUUAUGCAAUGACGCAUGACUUGCCAUAUUAAAUUAAAAGCGUAUCGAGAACAAUAAAAAACAUGUCAGUAAUCUUGAACUGUCUUAAGUAGUGUUAAUCUUGCCCAGUGUAGGUAGUGCCAAUCAAAUGAACAAGCUUUCGUUGAUAGGGAUGCAACUACCUGAAAAAUAUAAGGGGAAUUUCGACGUUUCGAGGGAAGGCCCCUCGUCUGGAGUCACUACUCACUGUAACUCCAGACGAAGGGCUUGAAACAUCGAAAUGCUCCUUAGGCCUGGUUUAUACAGCGUGCUAUGAGCGCACCGAACCAAUUACUUAACUAAUAAGUUCGCUCAUAGCACGCUGUCUAAAUCAAAUUGGUUCACUCUCUGAAUUAGGUUCGCUCCUGACCGUGCGGCUCGCUCGUCGAAGGCGUGCCGAACGCUCGUAGCACGGUUAAGCACGCCCUUGAUUUAAACCACAAUGCCAUCAGCGAACCAUACUGCAACAAUAUGAGACGCCAUAUUGUAUUAAUGUUACGCUCCUUUUACGCCCAGAGUGGCUUUAUCUCAACUUUAAAAAUUGGCUCAGAUACGUUACGUAUAAAUCAAAAUGCGUGCUAAUACCGUGCUUGGCCGUGCUAAUUUAAAAAUUGGUUCGGUUCGCUCAUAGCACGCUGUAUAAACCAAGCCUUACAUUUUUCAGGUAGCUCCAUACCUGCCAACGAAAGCUUGUUCAUGCCAGUAAUCUGUUAUAUCUUUAUGUCAGUGACCUAAUCCUAACCCUAACCCUAACCCUAACCAUGCAUGCAUUUCGUGACUGCGUGACAUAAAAAUGCAAGCAAAGAGUGUAGAUAAAAGGCGGACGGAUAAAAAGCGGACGGCACUGUAGUAUACUAUUAGAUUUUCAUGUCACGCAGUCACGAAAUAUAUCAAGUAUAGUUUACAUAAAUUAUUAUGUUACGGGUUUCAUCGUAUACGCAUCAAAAUAUUUAUUGUGUUUUCGGUAGAAAAUGUAUGAGACUCCGCCUACAAAAUUAAAUAUUUUGCAAUUAGCGACGGUCACAGCUAUUUUUAUUGUACUUUCAUUUGAAAGGUUACAAAGCGUUCAUUUUGUACCGCACGUAUAGCUUUCCGCGGCGACAUGAAAAAAAAAUCCACCAACCGUACCUUGUGUUCCGAAGGCUAUUAAAACGGAGAAACGUUGUUUCGCUCAGCUCCCGAAAGUUGCACAUUUCGUAUCGGAUAGGAAACCUAUCGGGUAGUGUGAACGUAGUCCAAAUUUAUGGAAUUCAUUUGGGAAGCCUCACAUAUCGAUUUUUUCCACGAGAAACGUCAUAUGUUCGUUUGGGGGUGGGGGGGGGGGAGGGGUUUGCAGCUGUAACGUUUCUCUAUAAACAUCAUGGAAAAAUUCGAUAGUUUUUUCGAAAGUCUUAACAUUUCGGAAUCAUCUAGCUUUGCAGAAUAUAAAAAAGAAAACAACUUGAUACAAACACCAGUCUAUACAUUCGUUGUACCAUAUCUGUUCUAUACGUACUGUUCUAUACUAUCAAGAAAAACGCGCUAAAAUUAUCAAUAUUUCAUGCAAAAAAAGUUGUUUUGAGAAACGUUGGAAAUUUUAAAAUUCAUAUACAGAAGAUAACAUAUUCCUUGCGGAAGCAUCGCCAAUAGCCGACCGUAGAAAAUAGUAGAAAAUUACCUUAUUUGUACUAUAAGAAAGAACAAAAUAUCGAUAACUAUGUGUGACGAUUCUAAGGAAGUCCUCCAGAGAAACGUACAUAUGACGUUUCUCAUGGACAAAAUCGAUAUGUGAGGCUUCCCUUAAUUAAAUGAUGUGUCUUCAAAAUUUUGUUUGAAAUGCCUAAAGUUCAUAAAUUCGGUCGAGCGAGGACAAUAUGGAAUUUUUAGUAUUUGCUGUUAUUAGUGGUUAUUAAUUUUGUUGGCCUAUGGCUACGUAGAAAAACCAAGAGCAAGACAAAUUGUGCAAUAGCAGUGAACAUUUCUUGUUUUGAACAUGCGAAAAGCUCCAAAAUAGUUUGUUUGCAAAUGGCUAGGAGGAAUUUGAAUGAAGAUCGGAGAUCUAAAAUCAAAUAUGGCAAUUAACUGAAGAAGCGACAGAUUUAUAGAUUUCCUUACAUAUUUGUUUCGCUGCUUGAACAUUUGAUUGAUCUGACUUUUAUGAGAUUGUUUUAUAAGACGUUUUUAUUACAAUCUUUUAUGAGGAGGCUUUAUCACCAAGAUGAUUUUCAUAAGAGUCCUCAAAGAAAGUGUAAAUUAAAAUAUUCAUGGUUAAUAUAAGAUCAUUCACACUAAAGCGGCAAAAAUCAUUCUUGGUGCUCAUCCUUUGGGCUGUUUAAUCACUAAGAUUCGUUAGACCGGCAGCCGUUAUCAAUGCGCACACGCUUUCACCGUUGCCUCGUCAUGCAUAAGACAAGUGUUAAAGUGUUUAAACAAUAACGUCGACUUCAAAUUUAUCUUCAAGUAUACUCGUCUGACAUCCACACCUACAACACCCGAAACAAACAGAACUUACAGUUGGACGGCGCGUCGAGAGAAACGAGGGGGAACAAGCUAGUUGAAAUUCUAACAACUGGAAUUACAGUCGACCUGUUGAAGUCCGGAAAACAGAACAAUUUACAGUAUUUAAAAUUAAACUUAAGAAACAAUUGUCACUUGCAUCGGACACGCUAAGACAUUAAUAUAGGCUUUUUUUGCGCAGGACUCCACUGCAAAUCACUCUUGUGAGAGGACCUGAUUAAAUAUUGUAAUUAUUAUUACAUUUCCAGGCUUUCUUAGGGUCCAAAUUUUCUCGGGCUAGGGGCAGAGUUGUUAACGAGUCCUAUGUUGCAAGUCCAAGUCAAGUCACAAGUCAUUUAUUUGGUCUGAGUUCAAGUCAUGUGCCAAGUCACAAGUCAUUUUGUCUAAAUCCAAGUCAAGUCACAAGUCAUUCCGAGUGGCAAGUCAAUUCAAGUCACAAGUCAUUUUAUCGCCACAUGUGACCAUGUUUUCCUACACAAAACGGCAAAAUAUGUAAAUAUGGCGUCGUUAUUUUAUGUCAGAAAUUUUACACGAAUUCGCGAAAAACCCCCGCUUUGUCAGAAAUUACGCCGGCACAAAUUCUGUCGAUGCCAUUGAUAUGUACUAAGGUCGUUGCCCAAAUUAUACAACACGACGAUCGAUCGAUCAACACAAAGAUUUUGGAAAACUUAAUUUUCACUAGAUAUUUACGUUUGACUUGCGUUGGUAACAGGUCAUUUCUUGCAAGUCCAAGUCAAGUCACAAGUCAUUUUGUCCAAGUCAAGUCACAAGUCAUCAGUCUCUUUAACAAGUCAAGUCACGAGUCCGACUCGAGUCUACAACUAUGGCUAGGGGAAGCAUUCCCCCGACCCCCCCCCCCUCCAGUACUAGAGUUUUGCCUCAUAUCCUAUUGUUCUAAUAUAUUUUAUCGAAUUAGAAACACUUGCUACUUGGAACAGCUAGGGCAUAAGAAAUUCAAAUAUUUCUUCAGGGAAAGGUUCUGCAAUAGUCUCUACCUGAAUUUCAAUGUGGACAUUUUGACCAAGAAUUUUUUGCUUUCUAGAUAAACAAGCCGAUGACGAUGAUCGUUGUUAUUCUGCAGACUGCGUCGCAGUAUCCGCAAGUAUAUGUAUAAAUAAUUUAACAUAUGAUUCUAGGCGGGAUGUUUAUACGAAACGGCCUAGUUCCAGGGGCGUGGCUAGAGGGGGUGUGGGGUGUAACACUCCCCAUUCAUCACGGACUCGACAAAUAUCUGCUUGACUCAGCAAAUUGGUUUCGGAUUUAUGGGCAAAUUGUUUGCGUAGUCAGCGAAAAUAUUUGAGUGGCUUGGAACAAAAAGUAAUAGUUAUAGCGAAUAUUUUGCUAAAUUUACGAAAAUUACGGAAAAUGCUAACACAGUUAUAUCACGAUAUAUUAAUGGGAAGGUUUGUGAAAAAUGGUAUGUCCGGAAAAGUUUUUGCCCCCUCCCCGCUCGCCAACAAUUUUGUGAAAAAAUAUUAAUAAGCGACAGAAAUGUUGUCGGCAAAUGCGAUACUACACCACCCCUUCUUUAGCGUCUUCACUACGUACGGCCCUUCCUAGUCACAGCGCUGUUCUAUGAUCUAACUUAGAUCAUAGGACAGCGCUGUUGAUUUCAGGAAGUUAAAAUAACUGCGGAGGAGCUAUUUUGAACCUAAUUCCACUCCACAGUUGGAGUUAAAUUUGGUUCAAAAUAUCUCUACUGCUGGGAGUUAAAUUAACUCGUCGAAAUUAACAGUAUUCUACAAACUUGUCUUUAAAUUAACCGGAAAUCUAGUAGUGUUGUAAAGGAAAGAUUUCCGUUUUUCAGCCCGGAUAACUUAAUUAAAUUUUUCGCAUAUAUAACAGAAAUAUACGUCUUUGGCCGUAACACAUGUUUAUAACGUUACUAUUCAAUUCAUAAAUUUGAUCAAAUAACACAGUCAUUUUCCUAUUUAAUAUUGUUUUAGUAUACUAAAGAACACUGAGGAAGCCGGGCGAGGGGGAGGGGGGGCGGCUUGCAUCACUAAAAAAAUGCACAGGGGGCUUAGCCCCCACCCCCUAAAAAUAGAUACGGUGUGAAUGGAUUUCCUAUAUAUAAGCCGGGUGUUGUAUGCAUACACUCCAUAUAUAGAUAUAGAAAUUAUAGCAAAAACAGUAUUUGACAUAUUCUUUUUUCCUUUUUUAAUACUGUGACUCUUUUCCAUCUACAUGCAGUAGUUCAACUCUUGAGUUGAAUUGUGCUUCUGAUUUGUUGGCUAUUGUAACUCGCUUUUUUUGCAACAUUUUUGCUGAAAAAAUUCUUCAAUUUUGCGCAGUGCGGGAUAGAGCAUUUCUGAUCCUCGGGGGAGCACGCCCUAUAUAUUCAAAACCAAAAAACAGAAAUUGAAGCUCAGACAUUUACUGUGCAUAAAGGGGGUCAUAUUGUUAUUAACCCAACUAAUGCCUUGACUAAUUCACAGGCAAAUUAAGAAGGCAAAAUGUUAAAAAUUUAUUGAUUUCCCUUUACAACACAAAAGACGCCACAGAACUAUACUAUAAGGUGAUUAUGUAUAUGCAAAUACUGAAAAUAUCAAGAGCUGUCCUCAUACGGCUAAUAUCCAUAGGACCAUAUACACUAGAUAGUGCAUCUAAGGCCAAAUAAAAAAAAAAUACUUGGUUAGCGUCACCGCCCGCCUCUCGAUUUUCUGCCGCCUCUGAAUUUUUUUUUAUUUUUUUUUAUGUAAAUAUCUUCGUUUUACAGCUUUAAACAGUUUAAUAUUUGAAAUUUUUCUCAUGCUCAGACCUUUGCGCUAUACUGUAUACUGAUCGAUAGGAGCGCGUAGGCUUGGGUAUACAAGGUUCUUAAAGCAAAAUGGCGGCCUUCGCAACAUCAGUACAAAAAAUAUCACCGAUAUGGUAGAAAAACCGCCUCCCCAUCCCCUCCAAAAAUACUAUUAAAAAAUUAAAAAAACGAGUAAAAAUAAAAAAAAAAUCCGCCCGCCCGCUUCUGAAAAUUUGUGAGAGUGUGACGCUAACCAAGUAUUUUUUUUUAUUUGGCCUAAUUAUUCUGCAAUUCAAAAACUGAAGCCGUGAUUGCAGACUGAGGAUAUUCCCAUGAAAUGGGAAGACUCGUAUGUUUUCUAUUUCUUAAACAGGGAACUUAAUAAUUAAGUUAAACCUAUUCCAAAUACAUUUUCAAACUAUUCAAAUGAUGAAAGUUAUUGUCGUUUUUUAAGCGUUUAUUAGCGAGUGGGAAACUCCAACAUGGCCGGCAUCUAUUCAAAUGGGGUAACCGCUGGAAUAUUCUUGGCUUCAAUUUUACUAAAAGAGAUGUGCUAUCUAGUGUAUAUAAGAUAUCUAUGCUAAUAUCACGUACACUAGAAAUUAAGACGUGCUACUGAAAUUAAAUGCUUUGAAAAACCUCAUUGAUCAAUAUAUUAUAGAUUUAAGUACUUUUAAGGUAAUGAUCUUCAAAGAUGUUGGACGGAAUUCACUGUCUUUGAAGCAGAUGAAGAAGAUAAACAGAUUUUACUUAAAUUUAAAAUCAUAAGCCGGCUAUCACGCACUGAAAAUCAGAGGAAAACUGCCACAAUAAUCCUAUAUACCAAGAAACAAAAUAAGCGAAUAACUAUUUCUCGUUCAAGUUUAGCUACUACAAUAUAUAUUGAACAUGGUAUAGAAUUGACUGUUUUUGGAGCAACUCAGAAAAAAACUUAAAUUCAUUCGCGCCAGGAAUAGAGAAAGACUGCUAGAAUGAACUAUCGAGAAAUAAAAUUUACUUUUAUCAGUUCAAGCACAGACUGUGGUUCAAGCGAGUAUUCUACAGCAGAUUUAAACUAAAGUGCCCUUUCUUAUACCAGACAACACACGAGUCUUCACUGGCGUUUGUUUUGUGCAGUUGAAAUCCAAUUUGAAACGCCUAAACGUGUUCAAAACGAGUUAAGUCUUGUACAAGUUAUAGUAGUAGAAAUAUACCGUAAGUAGAUGCACUGGUCUAUAAAUUCUAGGAAAGAUUAAUUCUAAGGAAGAAAUUUAGAUUUUAGAGUAAUCAGGAAGUAUUAAGUGUUCAAAUUCACAGACAAGACAAGUUCAUAGCAAAGACAUUUCAUAGCAAGACCUAUUUCGCUACUGUCAAGUGACAGUUUCAUAACACCACGGGAUAACACAAGGAUGCAAAGUUCUUGCAUAAAUUAAAUAAUUUGAAGAAGAUAAGAUUGAAACGUCUCAGAAAGUGCAGCUGCUUUACUAGUAAUUAAUCAUCACAUCAUUCUAUCUCAAAACAUAUUGUGUUAUUGAAGCGAAGAGAAGCAGGACAGUGUACCAACCAACUUAACUGCAGCAAUGGACAAAAUUGUCUGAAAUUUACAUAACAAGGUCAAGGAAGCCAAUACUCAAUAGGCAAUACAUAAUACAAUAUUCCCGCAAAAGGUAAACAACGAAUUGUUUGGAACAAUAAUGGGAAGCUUGGCUAAUUGAAGCCUUGGACUAAUUUGUACUGUCAGUGCCAGCUAUACUGUAUUUCAACAAUACUUUUAUAGUUUUAAUGAUAUAGCGAUAUACAAAAUAUAUUAAUAUUAAGAAUAAUCUGUACACCGACACGUGACCAUUGCAAACUACAUCACUUUUACUGAAAAGGGAACGUGUUGGCACUUAUAUAUACCUUUAAUCUUUAACGCCAACGCAUAAGACCUAUAUCGCUGGUUCUAGAACCUUACAACGCUAAAGAAAAAAUGACAUGCAUGCAAGCAUGGAUUAAAAGCAUCCAACUAUCAUUAUCAACCAACAUAUUCAAUUAACGCAUAUUAGAAAAUAUGAAAUAAGUGGCUUGUUUGUUUAUUGUACGUUGAAACGAAGUUGCUAUGUGCAAAUUGAAACAUUGCACCAGGUUGCUAACUGAACAUUAAUUUAAGCGAAAAAGGAGACGUGAAUUUGAAAUUCCAGUAUUUAUAUUAGAAGGUAUCAGUCUAGCGAAAGAUAUAAGCGAAAGAGAUAAGCCAAAGGGAUUUAAUAAUUUAUGGCUGAAAAUUGAGUCAAGUUAAUCCAGCGGACAAAAUAUAUACGUCAUAAGACGAAUAGUGAGAGUAUAUAUAAUUUAUUUUACAAAUUCAUCGGUCGUCGAUGAACAUGCCUUGUUCCUGCUAAAUUGCAUAAUAAAGCAUCUUUGAAAUAUGAUACUCAGUAUUUCCUAAACGUCGACAUUGAAAACAUUAUUAUUAAUUAAUUCAAACGACUCAGAGACUAGAAAGAAUCGUUGUAUUUGGAAGUGGAUCAGUUUAUAAAUAUAACUACAAUCUGGAACAUCAUAAAGUACAAGGCACUUUCAAAUUUCAACACUACAUCUACAAACUGCCUUUGCCCUUUGGCUUUGCCUUUGCCCUUUGGUAUUGAUUUAUGAUACUUAAAAUCUUUGCUCAACGACAAGCAUAUAAAAGAAUCAUCAGAGCCAUUGGAGAAAGGAACGAUAUCUGAGUCAUUCGGCUGCUUUAAGAAGAAGAAGAAACUCAAAAUAUAAGUACGUCUAUACUCGUUACAGACUAUUUUGUGUGCUCAGUAUAUUAUUUGUCGACGACUAUGAGGCCAUCAAUGACAAUGCUCCCAGUCUAAAGAAUCAUUAGCGAGUGAAGAUUUUGGCACAUAUUCUAACAGUAGAUUUUGGCUUUAAUAAACAAAAUACAUAUCAAAACUCGAUCCGGAGGUAUACAGUUAAAGAUUUGAUUGCCUUUGGUUUUGAUAUAUGAUUCAAGAUUUAAUAUAUUCGAUACAGAAUUUCUGAAAGGACCCUGAAAGAUUGUCGAUUCAUUUGGCCAUUCAAGACCCGUGGAAUUAGUGAAUAGAAGCUUAUGGAAAUAUAAUUUACAGUCGCAUCUUAAUACUAGAAGCAAAGGACAGCUGGAAAUAAGUGCUACACAUUAAAGUCUACUUUAUGCAAACCUUUGGCAUAAUUUGAAAUACAAUACUCAAUAGUCAAUAUUAUUUUUGUUUCCAUAGUUCAAACGCUAACCCGGUUAGAUACCAAAUAAUCGUAAGACUUCGUCAGUAAAAAGAUUUGGAAACAUAAGUUGCAACAAUAUACAAUUUUCCGGAUCAUUGCCUCCAUUAUACUAGGAUAAAAUUUAUUCGUACGAAAUAAAUCCGGAAAUUGAAAAUUUCAUACAAAGACUGGUAAUUCUAUUCAAAUAUACGGAUAUAUGACACCAACUAAGCAUUGAAUUGCGAGCCAUUUGGAGGUUGGAAACUGUAAGUUUCGACGACAUUUUUCUAUGCAAAGAUUAAAUCUUGAUUCAAAUUAUUAACAAUCGAAAAGCACCGGUCAUUCAAUUUUGACGACCACAACGAGAAGUCAAAUUUUGGGCGAACGAUUCCUGAAGACAUAAGAACGAGAAGUCAAAUUUUGGGAAACGAUUCCUGAAGACACAAGGAUUUCUCACUUUGAAAGCUUGGAACAAAGCAGUUAGACAAUUGUACGUAACAUUGGAAGAAAUAAGUUGUCAGCUGGCCAAAACUGGUGAGGUAUCAAUUAAUUCACCAAGUAAUAUAAAUAAACUUUGUAUAUAUCCUCAAAGUCAUUAUGGAAUCAGCUCCGUUUGUCAGCUUAGAAAGCCAGGAUGAUAUUUGGGACGAUGAAAAUUCAGACGACUUGAAUCCAGGUUUGCAGCCCGCAAGGAUCUACUAUAAAAGACCUACGAUAUGCACUCCGACACGAAUUGCUGUGGUUGUAGUCAUUGGAGUAUUGGUUAUUGUGAUCGUCACACUUGGUGUUUUGGUUGCUCAAAGAAAAGAGACGAAGGAGGCGAAAGUAUCUGUAUCGUUAUGUCUUACGUCCAAAUGCAUCACUACAAGUUAUGGUAAGUCGAUUGUUAAGGCCCGUUGCAAUUUCUGCUGUAAUUUUUUAAGUGCGAUGUUCUCCUUCUGAUGGAUGUAAACGAGUGGAUGAGCUAUGGAUGUUCAGAUGAGGGUAUAUAUACUCGAUCAGAACAUUCGUAACUCAUUUACUUGUUCGCAUGCAUCAGAAGAAGAAAAUCGCACUAAAUAUCGCAUAAAAAAAUGCAAGUGUAAAUGAGACUUUAAAAAUUAUGCAAUACAGACACACGCGAGGUUUUAAAGCAGCUUUUUGUAAGCGACUCCACCAGGCGGGCUAUAUCACCAAUUCUGGUUGAAAUAUAAAUGGUUCAGCUUCAGUCUAGUUUAGUUACAUCCUCAGUAGAAGGUUAGGAUCAACAGCGAUCGAGUUGGUUCUUACUGGAAGAUAGGUGAUCAGAUUUUACGGUGUAGAAACAGUGCUCGAUACCAAAUUUAUGCAAAGUGAUAAUUAAUAGGAAUCUUUAAACGAGCGAUCACAAUGAGCGUGCGUGAACUCGGAGUUGCGAUUGUAUUUUAAGUCAAUAAGAUUUAUAGUACUAGACAAAUAGGAAAUUACCCUUUCUGUAUGGACCUCCAGAGAGAAUAAUCUGGACAAAAGUGAUAAAGCUAUUUCGACGUAAUUACACUAUAGCAAAGCCACUGCCAUAAACCAUAGCAUGCAGAGCCACUGCUCUCAAUUAUAUCAUGAAUACAAUAUUUGAUGACCUCCCGGCCUAUACGCACAAGUAUCACCAAGGAGACAAUUGCAAGGAUGCACAGAAUAUUCAUACAGCAUGAAGCACUGACAAAUGAAAACAACUCCAUUAUCCAGUAACAUCCGAUCCAGACGCACAAAAAUACCUCUUAAAUCAUAACCAUCACACAACCACUUAACUAGUAAACCAGAUGUUAAGAGCAGAUUUUUCUAAGUUACGUAACAUGCGUUCAAAACUAAUGAGAAUAUUGUCACUUGCUUAUAACUGUACAUAUUUUUCAAAUUUUAAUAUGUUUCUCAAUCAGCACAGAAACGUAAUUAAAAAGCACGAUUAGUGCUUUAUCUGAAAAUAAUGCUAAAAUGAAGUGUCUAUAGUAGUUCACCAAAGAGAAAAUGAUGUCUGAAGUUUUGCUUUUACAGUAUUGUUGUGAAUAUGGUGUCAAUUGUAAGGCACUGUUAUAAAUUGUCUUCGAGAGAUUUAUUCCUUCGCUGGUAUUAAAAUGGAACUGUAUACUUUCGUUUCAACAGUCGUUAUCUUUACAUAUAUAACUGAACACUGCUAUCGGUUUUUCAUUCUUUCUCUCUUGUUCUCUCGAACAGUCUAUCUGUUUAACUUCUAAUUCUCCCUCUCAGUUAGGACCUAGUUCCACGACGAGCGAAAUGCGAAAAUUUCGCGCGAAAAGGUUGAACGCAUGCGCAACAUGAUUUUGGAGUGUUUCUCUGCGAAAUAUUUCUCUUCGCCGGGUGGUCGAAUUCGUUUCUACUCCGUUGCGAGAUGGAAAUAGCGAAGCCAAUCAAAUGCUUGUGUUUUGGCGAAUUUUUUCUCUACUGUGGAAAUCACUACGAGAGAAAAUUUUCGCACAAGUGUGUUUUCGUGUGAAAUUUUUCGCAUUUCGCUCGUCGUGAAAUUAGGCCUUAGUACUAUCUUGUUGUCGGUUCUAACUUUCUCGCAAAGGAAGAUCGUAACGCGUGACGCACAAUAGGCAAAAAUCGCCCUCGCUUCCUCGACCACUUAUCAACCUACAAAACAUCUCUCACGUUCGUACAAGACGUGCAUUUCAUCUUAUUUACUAAAAUACAAAAAAGUUCCUCUUUUCUUUUGACGUUCGUAUUUCCCGUUAUUCAAAUGUUCCACGGCUUACUUAUAUAUUUUAUGAUUAUAAAUCUAAGAUACUGAUUUACGAAAUCAUCAUUGAUGUGAAGUUUGCGAGUUCACGGCAACCAGGUACAAUAUCAGUCAUGUUUUCGCUCGCUACUCUGGUUCUAAUAAAGGAAUGCAAAGCGCAGUCGAAUUAGUCUUUCUCGCGCCGCCAUUUUUGGGUGGCAAUAUGUUUAGAACAGGGAUAGUAAGCAGUGAAAAUAAAACUUUCUAUAACUAUAUACAGUUGUAAGUAUAAUCAUUAUAAAUCAAUUUACAGUUAAAUAUUUGAAAAAGUUAUUUUCACAUCGCAGCCAUUGCUUAGAUUUUUCACGUUGACGUUGUUUAUAAAAUAGUAACCAAAAAUGGCGAAUUUAGACCUUCAUGAGAAAGGCUAAUUGACCCAACGUUUCGACACUCCAGUCUAGUGUCUUCAUCCGGGGUGAUCUGAAGUCGCAACGUGGCUUAUUAUACUGUAUGUAUAUACCCAUGGGAUGACGCCAUAUGUCAACAAGAUAGGUAUACAUUCUUGUAACAAAUAAGCACCGUUAUCCCUAUUCAAAGCAUGAUUACUCAUAUUUAUAUGCCACGCUUCUUAAUUGUAUUUUAAUUUACAAUUUUAAUUUUUUACUUUUAUAAUUACUCUUAUGUUUCUCAAAUUAAAAAGGAAGCUAACUGUAUAAACAAGACAAUAAAACUAAAACAAAGUAAUUUGGAGAGGGACGCCAAAAAGAUUUUGAACGCUUUUCAUCCCAAAUACGCAACGUAGAAACAAAUUGUUCUUGAACCUCUCCAGCAAAAAAUGCAGAGAUAAUAGAGAUUAUGAUGCUAUAAACACUUGAUAUUGAUCGCACUUCCUGAUUUAUAACUUGUGAGAUUUUAACACACUUCCUAUGACUUUUUUUUUAAAUGUGUGAAUGCAAUAUAUUUUAUUAUUUUGACUAUCAUGUUAAACAUGCUCACUUUAACAUAACACACAAACGAAUUUCAUGAUGAGUGAAGUCGAGCCUCUGGAUAUAGAAAUACUUUCACCGACGGGAAAGAAAUCCGAAAAGAAUGCUCACAAAAGGUGUACGACCAAAACGACUUUAUUGGUGAUAAUAUUUCUACUAGUUGUAUUAUGUCUCAUCUUUGUGUUGUUGUAUGUAUUGGAGAGGGUAUCUAACAGCUCUGGUGGCAACGCAAUACCUACAACAAAACCGCAGCCUUGUUCAGCAUAUUGUUUUACUCAGACAUGUAUCGCAAGUUCAGAUAGUAAGUGAUAUUUGGCAUCUCAUCUUAGAAGUAUACACAAGGUGUAUAAAAAACAAGGUAAUCCAAGUUUAGCAUAUUUAAUAAUUACUCGGUGUAUGAACGUAAUUCUUUCAUAAUCAGAUCAGGCUUUUGGCUGCUGAAUGAUACGUUUUUUAUCCAUUAUUAAGAAAAUAUUAGCAAAUACUAGUCCAACAAAAAUUGUUUGUCGAAAUCGCAUAUUUUUACCUCUGGCUCUGUGCCUAAUUAAGUCAGUGCAUACCAAAAUCCGAGGACCCCUCUGUAAACCACUAUACUUGGUAUCCUCAUUAAAAUAAUAUUCAUUCAUUCAAAUAUUCAAAUAAAAGCAAUUAAUCGCGAAUGUGUCAUUUUAACAAUGAGCUUAGCGCUGGUUUAUAAUAAUUAUGCACACGCAGAUAUUUUUUUGAAGUGAAAUUUAUCAACUUAAUUAAUGGACAUUUGCAUUAUAGACUAAAUUUUGAUCUAGCCAAAAAUUUCGGUAAUCGUUCCAUGUUUCGCGCACCAAUAUAGUAAACGUUAUGUAAUGGAUAUUAUAGUGUACUGAAAAGUUCACUAGAUACCUCCAUACACAUAUAACACACCCUAACCCUAACUUUCAAUACUUUUAGAUCCAAUUCUCAAACAAUUUUCAUCGAACUCGUAUUUGCCCUUUUUUAUCCAUAUAACUAUUGAAUGAAAAAGCCUGAUCUUUAUUAUGAAAAAAAUACAAUCAUUCAUGCAUAGAAUAAUUAACACACAACGGCAUGCUAAAAUUUGGAUUACCUUUGGCUUUGUACAUGCCAUGUGAAUAUUAUUGAAUACAAAUGUAUUUUGUACAUGUCUGCAUGUGUAUAUUAUUGAAUUGGUACAUAUAUGCGUGAGUAUGCCGCCAAAAAUAUAAUUUUAACAGUAUCUUCAAAUGAAAAUGAACUUCUUAUAACAGUUGUCAUUUGAUAAAAUCAUUUUAGGAAGUAUAUUGGCAACAUAUUUUUCGUAUAUCCUUUUGGGGUUUACAUGAUAUGCAAAUUAACAACUUAUGACCUCAUAUUGUACAAUUCAGUCAUGCAGUUGUACGGAUAACAACCUUUCAUUGGUAGGGAUGCAACUACCUGAAUUAAAAUAUAAGGAGAAUUUCGACGUUUCGAGCGAACGCCAUUCGACGGGACUACCGACUACAUACACUGGCACACACAGUUCAAAGUUGUACGAAUAGUCUACACUGCAAAAACGCCUAGCCUCAGCCUAGUCCCAGUCGUUCCGAAGCAAGCGCGAGAAAAAAGUGGAUGUAGUACGAGACUGGGACCUAGGUGUGACGUCACCGCUCAAGGUGCUUCAGAACGCCUAGCAGAUUUCAGUAUUUUUAAUAUGGCGGAAAAUUUAUAUAUACAAGUAACCUUUUAAUUAUAAAUACGACAAUGUUCGUUCAUCAUGUACAUGUUCGAUGUCUACAUAACCAAAUCAAACUGUAUUAAAAAUGUGAUCAACUAAAAAAAAUUAUAUAUAAAUUCACGAUACCGAGUUUGAGCAAUCGUUGAUGUUAUUUAUGUACUCGCAAGUUGUGAUCAACACUAGACCAUACUGGUAUACACAACUACGUUUUCUACUUGACAGGUUUAAAUUGCUGAGGAGAUUGGAAAUAUUUGCCUGACAUGACGGUGUUGUCAAAACAUUCUUAGUCGGAGACUUGGCAUAAUUUUCAAGCUUCUAGAUAGCAUUUAAUAUGGCUAUAUAUUUUAGUAAACACGAGUCAUAUUUAGCCCGUUAUUCCACUCUGACCGUAUGGCCGCGAAACGUAGCCUACUUCAUUGUUCCGACAGCAUUAGAGCAAAACUAAUGACUUAAUUAUAAAUGCAAAGGAAAUUUCCAUAACAUUUUCCAUUUACAAAUGAGGUAUCCUUGGUAACCAGGCCAGGGACAACUUUUUUGAAAUCAGGGACCAUUUUACCGAAAUCUGCUAGGCUCUCUCGCUGAAGCGUUCCGCACAGCACACCCAGGCAUAAAACUUUUAAAACUUAUUUAAAUUUAUCAAAGCAGCGAAUAGAGAGAGAGCCUGGGACUAGGCUGGCCUAGCCUGUAAGUUCAAUAUUGUUAACAACCAGGAACAAUAUGGGCAGCAAAAUAUUGUUCAGCCCUGUUUUUAUCAACACUGUUGCAGGCUAGGGGUUUUUUCCUGUGUAUAGGCUACGUAUAUAAUUAGGUGAGCGUAAUACUUGAUGUAAAGCGCAUUUGAUCAUGUAUCCGCAUUUAAAUAGGCAAUUCCAGCUUUUAGUAUGCCUGCAGGGGAGGAUGGGAAGUAAGGUAUCAUGUUGCUGAUUAUGUUGAAAAAUGUCAAUAAAAACUACCGAAACAACCGAAAUAUUUCAAUAUUUACAAGUAUAAGCUAUCACUCCGUGUUUACACGGCCACCAUUUUUAUUUUUUUCAGCAUAAUCAGCAAUGUGAUACCUUACUUCCCAUCGUCCCCUGCACGCAUAAACUAAAAGCUGGAAUUGCCUAUUCGCGCUAUAGAAAUGCUAAUCGUAAUCGUCGCUAUAUUUGCAAAGAUGUAGCAUUUUGCGUAGAACUCGCGCUCUGGAUAUGUCUGCAGGAAAUAUUAACAACCAUGAUAACUGACGAGCCUUAAAAAUCUCAUAAAAAGUACCACCUGAAAUUUAAAACUAUAUAUCUGAAACAAAAUUGGAGUAACCUCAAAUUAUUAUUGGAUCCCGUGGUUUUCACGUUGCAAAAGCGUAUAGUACUGUUUCCCGGCUUUUUGGUCGCGCGUCGAUGAACAAAAAUGUUCACUACAGGAACGGUAUGCCGGUAUCAGUCGAAAAAUGUAGGAUUUCCGGCCCUGUGAGAUGCGGUUUUUAAGUUUGCUCAGAAGAGCAUAAGACAUUUAGGCCAAUUCUAAGUAAAAGCCAAUGCUCGAGGCAGCUCGUUUCACCAUCCCUGUAAACACUCAACGGUAUUUACUGAAAAUACAUCAAGGGUGCAAAGAAUGCGUUAGGCAAUCACAAAAGGCCGAUCAUGCAACUACAACCCACCCUCCUAUACUGGGAAGAGACACUGGGAAUUCUUGACAAUGACAUAAGUAAACUAUAGUGGAUAGUUUUAGCAGUUCUGUCUAAGCUUCUCACGUUAGAACUUCAGUGAAAAGCGAUCGUCCUUCAGCUGACGAAGGAUUGCAAGACAGAAGAUUGCAAGAUGUUAUUUACUUAUUUUAUACGAAAACUGAAAUUAAAAUUAUAAUAUGGGCCUUAAGAAUGACGUGUUUUUACGAAUAGCUCAAAACAGCAAACCGCUAGCGAUCACGUGGCCAGACUCCCCUAGCCUGGCGAAUUUGCGCCACAUUUUCAGGUUUUUAUUGUGUAGAAAUUGAUUUCAUGUACGACUGACCCAUCAGAUUUUCUUAUUGAAAAUGUCACAUUAUAUAGAUUCUAGUAUUACUAAAUAAAUGCUUAAAACGCAAUGAUAUGGCAAUGAUUUGGAAAAAACCCCGCAAAACUAAGCUUGGUACUGACCAUGAAGCUGCACAGCUGUCAAAACAAGAUGGCGGAUUAUACUAAUCAACAUCUCAGAGUUUGUCCUUCAGUCUCCACAAAAUUUAUUGCCUCGGACGUCUAGUAAUCUUAUAACACCAAUCUAAGCCUAAGGUUUAAUCUAAUAACUGCAAAUUAGUCCCACGCAGACGCCGAAUUGAAAAACACAUGCCGCUAUAUCAUGGCAUUUUCAAUAUAAGUUCGUAUACAGAUUCUGGCAGAAGCUCGAUAACGUCUUAACAGUUGUCAUUUGAUAAAAUAAUUUUAGGGAAUAUAUAACAAGGUUAAGUUAAGUUAUGUUUGGUUAAGGCAAAAAGAAUAUUAUUUUACAUUGGCGAAACACGCGCAGGCGUUCGAUUCGUAUACGUUUAAAAGGGCAUGCAGAUCACAGUGUAUCAUGAAAAUAACGAUAACCACGUUUUAGGAUGAAUUUGUUGGAACAUACACCGUAAGAAGUUCGAACAAUAUAUUUCCUCCAUUUCAUAUGCAGAGAGCUUUGCACCUGCACUGUUGCACUAGAUUUCAGAGUCAUGGCGGAGCGCGCAAGUUCAUUUCACAAAUGAAUUUAAAAGUUCUACAAUACGUUUUCCAUGCACUUACGAGUGCAUGCAUCUCAUACUAUUAAAAUCUUACCUUAUUUUUCUAGCUUCAUAUUUGGCUCCUCUUUUAAUCUUUUUACAUCUCGUUUCGUUGCUGCAUUGAUCCUAAAAGCAAAACACAGUCCCGACUUAAUGAUCUUUGCUCAGUUGUAAUUACCAAAGAUUUAAAGGCCCAUUAAGUGCACAUUAAGGGCGUAUAGGAAGAACGGGUCUGGGAAUAUAUUAUGAAGGAUGAUGAAUAUAUUUUGUAAUAAUACUGGACGGCGAAAGUCAAACCUGCCAUAAGGCAAAACACCAGAAAAAGGAGAAGGGGCUGUUCUUACUAGAUUUCUAAAUUGAACUCUUUAUAGUACUGAUAGGUUACUAUCAGGAUUUGGGGCAUCUCACUCGAUAGAACAAACUGAAUUGUUUUGCAUGUAAAUGGAAAUUUCAAAAUAUGCAUGCAACUAUAUAGGCCCUUGGCAGGAAUCAAACCUGCAGCCCUGCGAAUCCAGUACAUCUAACCGCAAGUUCAUAAAUACCUAGGUGAUGCCAAUGUAAGGUGUAUGGGUAAUUAAUAGAACUAAUUCUGGAAGUGUUUUGUUGUUCGAGUGUAAAUUUUAUACGUUUAUAAGACCUAACCUCGGAUAUGCAACUAUAAGCUUAGUAUUCUGAUAUAGAGCUAUCCAGUGUAAAUUACGUGCAGUCAAUUUAGUGUAGUAUAGUUUUCGUAUGACUGCAUGCAAGCAAGUUAUCCGCCUAUAAAUACUGGUUAAAAUUGAAUUGAAUUUAUUACAAAUCUGAAUGGCAGCUACUAGCAGCUGAAUUGUAGAGAGUUUACAUUUAAAAUGCAUGGUGAAAGCCAAUAUAUAGACAGUAUAUUACUUGAAAUUAUGUUAACCAGAAUCGUUAUAUGCUACAAUUAAUAUACUUGAAGAGAUAAAAGCAUUGCGAAAUCUAGUAGUUUACAUUGGUCAUUGCGUAGGCUACGAGUACGUAAAUCUUUACAUCUAUAUCAGGGAUAAAACUGUUCAUCUUAUGUUCUGGAUUAAGAAAUAUCUUGAAAUAUGAUUUACAUAAAUUAUUUCUUCUUUGAGAAAGUAUACGAUAUGUCAUUAACUUUUAAAGCUGUGCGGUAUUAUGGGUUAGGGCAUAUUAUACGACUCGUUUCUGUAUUCUUUCAAUGAGAACUUUACGUUGUCAAGUACUUUAAGCGAAGGAUAUAUAUUUAAACCGAAGACAAAAUCAAAGAAUAUUUGACAAUGUAAACAAGACUAUAUUGCCUUGAAAAAGGAAAACUGCCACCCCCUGAAUUAUUGAUUAUAAUUAGGAUGCACAACUACAACAUCCCAUAUACAUUAAAAACCCAACUAUACAAAUGCGCUUAAUUUUAAGCAAUCUUCACCAUUGCAGUUUAUAUUAGCCAUUGUCUUGAUUAUAUAUGUAUGCAUGAAAGGAUAUGUUGAAUCUGAUUGGCCGAGAAUAACAAAAACGGUUUCGGGAAUUUCUUGUUCAAAGGAGCAAGUUUUGCAAAAGUAUAAAAUAUAUUAUGGAUAUUAAGUUAUCGUAUUAAUCUAUAAUAUUAAGUACUAAAUACAGUUGGCCCAUAAGAUGGCCUUCGAACAGGAAUUAGAGCCCGCAGAAGAUCUGGCCAGCUAACACAUGUUUAGGCGCAAGGAAACAGCAUAUGAAAAUAUACCCCCGUGGUCUUCCAAUUCACUCAUAAUUAAAUGCUUGCUAAUCUUUGUUCCAUUGCAUGCCUCUAUGAUCAAAGCCCAUGCACUGUCCCCUAAUUCACUCAUAAUCAUAUCCUUGCUAAUCUGCGGGGCUGCGGGUGGCACAAUCGUCAGAGCGAGUGCCUUUCAUCUUUGAGAUUGUAGGUUCGAUUGUCGCUUCUGCCACCCCCUGAAAUCGGACACAUGACAGAUGUGAAAAAGGUCAGUCGAUCCCUAUCGAAAGUCAUGGGGUGUUCUCCGCGUAUUCCGGUUUCCUCCCACAGGGAAUGUUGACAAUGGUGGUUGGGAUUAACCCCUAAGUUGGCAUCAGCCCCUAACUGACCCUUCUACUGUAGCUGUGCUCAUUGAGAGGCGCCCUUAGAAGGCAUUCGAAUUGAUAACGUUGGGCUGCGUCCUUCGGAAUGCAGCUUAUAUAAGCUCUCAGCAAGUAAGGAUGAUUGGCACACCUUGACUUAUUUACUCCUACUCCUUAAUUGUUCCAUUGCGUGCUAAAAGCCUCAAUAUUAUCUAAGCAGUGAUAACUAGCUACGUAACAUGUUUAAUGUUUAAUACCACUUAGCCAAUCCUUACAUAGAGUAUAACAAAAAAAUUGAAAAAGAGAAAUAACUAACCAAUUAAUACAACAUAUAGUGCAGAGAAAAAACCCCAACAAAAACAAUAAAACGAAACUGGAUGGCUGGAUAGCAGCAGGGGGAAACUAAAUUCCCAUGGUAAAGCAGCUCUUCUUACAUAUAACAAAACAAAAAUUAACCAAACAGAUAAGACCAUACACAAUCCAGAAGAUAUAGGAUUGUCCAUGGUAAAACAAAACAGAAAACAAAAAAUCUGACAUUACAGUUACUCAUGUAAAUGUUUAAGUAGUGCCUUGAUCUUGAACAAGGUACUGCAUUACACUAGCAGGUAGAGAGUUAUUCGGUAGACUAAAAUAGUUUGUUCGGAAUGCUUUAGGCUCAUUUUAAAAUCAUGAUUACUUCGUGUCCGUGUUGAACCAUGAUAUCCGAAACAUUGUGUAGGAUUAACGUCAACACGUUAUUCGAAAAUGUGAAUUGGGCGACAAUGGAUACAAACAUUAGCGUCUAUACAUAAAUAUGAUGCUUGUAUUUCAAUGGAUAUCAAUAAGUAAAUAUCUUAAUCAGAGCCGGCUUCUUGUUCCUAUCACAUUACUCAACAUCCUAAUUGGCAUUGUAUGUACCACACAUGAGAAACCCAUAAUCCAUUAUACCAGUUAGCUCUAUCAGUUCUAAAUUCUUACGCCCAGAGAUCCAUGUGAAAGCCGUUCCUUAUUUGCAAAGUCUUAUUAUAUACAGAAGAAAACUAAGCUAAACAAAACAAACUUCAUUUCAACUAUUUUAUUUCGACUGGAUAGCUCCAUUUGGGAGUAUAUAGGCAUAUCCAAUUAGCGAUCUAAAGCAAUUAGCGUCUGCAUACAUGUACGCCUGUCCUUCAUAAUUUUGCCAACAAUCACUCAACGUCUUAUAAUCGGCAUUGGAAAAUACUCUUUGUAUAUAAUAUACGAGCUUCUGCGUUGAUAGAUGCUCUAUUUUAAAUAUAAACUUUAACGUUAUUGAUAUAACAAUAAAUCACUAACAAUUUUAGCGGCUCGUUUGCCCAGUGUUGUGGCAGGCAAGACAAAAACUAACUUCAUUUAUAUAUUACAUAGCUCGAUCGGUUCUAAACUGUUUCUUCCUAGAGAUCCAGCAAGGACCAUUCCUUUUAUCCACUGUUCAACUUGGUUAGUGACUUGGUUUCAUGUUUUUGAUGGGUGGGGGUUAAGUUUUCAGCUAAGUACAAACACGGCACACAAAACGUGAUCCAACUGCAUGUAACAGCAGUAGUGUAGGAAGAUAUUUAAAGUUAGGAGCCCUGAAAACUGUGGGAAAUGCCAUUUCCUGCACUUUCUGGCACCGGGUUGAAAAAUUUAGACGGCAAAAUUGCUGCACAAAAUUGCAUAGUUGAACUACGUGGCGAUGAAAAAAAAUACUCACGCAUGGGCUGCAGCCCGCAAGCCCCGCCCCCCUGUUCCGCCGCCAUGAAUGUACUACAAAAUGAAAUUAAACGAAACUAACUUUAUUUAUACUGGGUAGCUCUAUCAGUUCUGAAAUAUUCUUCAUAGAGCUCCAGUAGGCUCCUUCCUUAUUGGCCCAUGCAGUAUUAAUUAACAACAGGAAGAUUUUUUUAUUAAACUAUAUUUAUUACUGGAGAAAUUCAAUCAGUUCGUAACUGUUAUCCCGCGAGGGGUAAAUUACUCUGAAAAUCUUCGUACACUUCAUCAAAAAUCAAAAAAAAUCUUUGGAAAAAUCCCAAAAUCUUACUAAAUCCCAGAAUCCCCCAAAAUCUCUAAAAAUUGCAUAAAAUACCUGGAAAAAGUACUUGAAAAUAAAAUCUUCAAAAUUAUUGCAAUAUUGAGAAAUCCCAUCAAAUUUAAACAUUUAAAUCGUGAAUUGGCGUGAAAAUGCCCUUUGUUGAUUUACUUCGUUUUAAAAAUAAUUCGACGGAUUAUAUGUCUCAAAAAAUGUCGAAAAAAGUUCGGCGAAAAAAAUAAGGGAAAAUAUUUCGAAAAUAUCAGCUGAAAAAAAUCCCAAAAUCCCUUAAAUUUGGGAAAAAAAUCCCAGUACACUGAACUGGACUCGCUCUCUCGCAUGUGAUUGUAGUGAAACUAUAAUUAGAAUAUCAGAAAGUAAGAUCAUGGAUAGUUAAGAUAGAUCCAUGGUAUGAUAUCAUGCAUAUCUAAGUGGUGAAGGCCACAUGCAUUUAGCUAAAAGUAUUACGUACCCUUCUGUAACCUCCAUUCUCAAAUUCCUUUCAAAAAGGGUAUUUAUGACAGUCUGACCUUGUCUGUGUUUAUCAACAUAAAAAGUGCUCAUAUAUCGUUAUUAAACUUUCAUCACCUGAAAUAAUUCAUCGAGAUCAACUCAAACGAAAAGCCGAAAAGCAGCUGUUCUCUAUAAUUUUGCGAAUUGAUUUAUUGCGAGCGCGAACAAUACCGCGUGAUGCAUGAAUCGCAUUUAAACAUUGAUUAGGGGCCAUUAGCGUAGCGAGCACUUUAUUUGGGCAGCAUACUUGUAGCUUUUUAGAUAAUAAGCGGACCUUUCGACCGAGUUUCACUCGAGGUUAUAGGUCGAGAUUCGUGGGUAAAUAAAAUACUUUGAGGAGAAAAAUUAUAUUUUAGAGCAAAGCCCUUCGUCAAAAGAUUAGAACUACAAUGCUAACUUCUUUGACGAUGAAAAGGGCCUUUGCUUAUUUUUUUCUCCUUCGCUUCGGAUUAACUGUGUCUGGUGAAAUCCACCAAAAUGAACAAUAAAACCCUUGACCUAGACUCUCGAUCCUCGACUAAAAUGCCACGAUCCUCGGCCAUUAGUCAACUCCCAAAGUCGACUAAUUGCUUAAAUCAACGCCUUACGCAAGGCCAAUUUCAAAAAUAUUCCAUCUGCUUCAAUUUGUCGAGACGCUUCCAAAGUAAUAUGGCUUCCCACACUGGAAAUACACCGCUCGCGGAAAAUUCGGAUUACAACAAUGGCGAAAUCUUUUUUAACCAGCCUAAAUCUCUGAAAAGAGUGCUCGACCGUUAUGUACGUCAACGAAAUACAUUCCUAGCUACGACCGUUUUGUUAUUCGUUGCUUGUAUCGUGUUGCUAGUUUGUUUUAUUGUACUAAAGCGAACGGAAAACAGUGCUUCGCCUGCGGAUGGGAUCUGCAACUCGCUGGGGUGUAUCUCAAACGUGGCAGGUAGGCUGUGCGUAAAGUUGAUUUAUAGUCUCGGUAGGACUCAUUAUGUGGGAGUGCUGUGAGAAUGCUCAUUGAUGUUCAAUUGUAAUGUGUCGGGCUUGCGACACCUACGGUGCGAUCGAUAUUUUGUCACAAUCUGCAAACACGCUAUAGAACAAGAAUGCUAUAUGUAUAGAAGAGUGUUACCCAUAGAACAAAGACUGCUGGGCAGGUUAUCCUGUACUCCGUUAUUCUUGCGUAACACCCAGAGACGUAGCGAAGACUCUGUCGUUUGAGGCUGUAAGGGUUCAAUUAAAUUACCUGAGUUUUUAAAUUACGUUUUACUUUACCUAAAAGUAGUGUUUGAAAUUUACUGUGAUUUUAUUCCAUGAGUAUAUGCAAGUAGCAGGUGUUGCUUUUGAGGGCGGGAUUGAGGUUCGAGGGAAAAUUCUCCGGUGAAAAUAUUAAUUGAAUGUUUGGACAUUCAGACAGCCGAGAAAUUCAACUAAAAUUUGGCAUUCUCAGCUUGGGUUCGCUUUUAGCUUCCACGUUUGCCUGACAAGCAGUUUUAAUUUACCGAAUAUCAACUUACAAAUUUACUUGAAAUUACACAAGAACUAAUAUUGGUGGUGUUACAAGAACUAAUAUUGGUGGUGUCGAAAAUGCUGUUUUUAGUCCUCUUUUAGGUCAAAAUUUCCGAAAAUUCGUCAUUUUUCGUGAAGGGGGCAAGAUUUCCGCAAGUGACUGAAUGAGUGACAUACAAAAGACUUAGAAAUGUAUACUUUCAAAAAAUAAUUCCAUUCAUACUUUUGGUUACAAGUUCACUCAGUUGCAUCUGUCAGGAAGAGAAAAUCGCCGACAAAAUCGUCAGAGUGAAUCACACUUAAUAAGGAUCGACGUUUUUAAUGUGGUUUUGUGUAUUGCCUUUCAUCUGUGGUUCCGUGCGCUUCUGUUAGUCAUAAUCUGAAUUGUAAUCCCCAUUCGCCUUAGUCGCAUGUGACAAUAGUUGACUUUUGGGGGGACAGUCUUGAAGUGGUAGGGCUAUCCAUCCAAUAUAUUAUAAAUAAAGCUAGCUUAAUUAUAUUCCUAUAAGAUUAACCUUUUCUCAAAUACACAGCAUAAUCGUAACCUCACUGAUCUUGUAUUGAAAGAGUGUUUGUCUAAUGCCGAUUAGAAUCUAGACCAGAGAUGUUGACGAAUGUCUUGUGCAAUAGCCAAUAUUAAGAAAGACAUGCGUACUAAUUAAGACGCUAAUUGUCAUAGAUCGGGCCAAAAGAUGUGUGCCAUGCUAAUUCAUAUCAACCUAAUCAGCUAAUGCAUACCCGUUGACACCAAAUUCACAUUGAUUAUGCGAACACGCCUAUAGUUAGUAGUUCUAACAAUGUUCUAAUGGGGAAAGUAGUAGGGGGCAUGCAUAUUGAGCCAAUGCUGGGCAAUGGACAUUUGACUUGGUGGAAAAUGUUGUGGUCAUUUCCUUGGCUUCGACUUGACUGAAAAUUUUAGUCAUUUGCGCUUGGAUGCUAUAUAAUACCUCUAAUUAACAAGAAAAUAUUUCAAUAUUUAAUUGAAAUUCUAAAUUUUAAUCUGCCCUAUCUGCCCGGACUCUUGACAUAUUUUUCAGGUAGUUGCAUAUCCGUGACACUGAAGCUGUUUGUUAUCGCCUCUACCUAAAAGCCGUUCCAAAUUUUGUAGUCAACGAACAAGAAGUUUGUAGUCAACUAACUAAUUUCACGACGAAGGGCCUCCGCUCGAAACGUCGAAGUUCACCUUGUAUUUUUCUGGUAGUUGCAGUAUAUCCCUAUCAAUCCGAAUCUUUCUGGUUAAAUUUUAACCAUAACCUGGGGUGGGACGAUGAGACGGCAACGCGACGACGACGGCUAUUCAUACAACGAGAUUCAUAAUAUUUAAGGGAAAAAAUGAAUAAUUCAUAUCCCGCGGGAGCUUGAGAUGUCAUCCAUGGUUUGUUUGCAACGGGAAACUACAGACUUUUACGUCUUGGAUAAAACGCCUGCAUUUCAAGACGCGAGAAGCGAUACACAGCAAAAAAAGCUCGGUAUACAACAGCAGAAUUUUCUCAACAAUAAAGCCACUAUUUCAAGCUAACCAAACAGUAUUUGUAUAAAAUGAUAAGAUCAAUACUAGUCUACAAAUUUCUUUACAAUCGUUUAUUUGAAUGAUUUAUUCUGGCCGGCGUUGUCGUUGCGUUGCCGUCCUACAUCGUAAGAGGGACCCGUAAGAGGGACCCGUAAGAGGGACCCGUAAGAGGGACCCGUAAGAGGGACCCGUAAGAGGGACCCGUAAGAGGGACCCGUAAGAGGGACCCGUCCUACAUCGUAAGAGGGACCGGAUACAAUGAAAUUUAUGACAGUGUAGAAAGAAAAUGCAUGAUUAAAGGUCCCUUUGGGAGUUUUAGACGUCGUCCUUGCUCUGUUUACAAGAGCAAACCAAAGCUUUUCACGUUUUGUAUACAACGUCUGCCUUUCAAGCCGCGAGAAGUCGUCCUCGGCAAAUGGCUUAGUAGAAGCAUCCUCAACUAUAAACCUCUGUCUUAAGACUUAACCUUCUUAAACUGCAAUAAAUUCAUACAACGGAUAAUACAAGACAUGUUGUUCUUAAAGUUACUUAUUUGAGCGAGUUUGUUUUGGCCGUCGUCGUCGCGUUGCCGUCACCUAUUUGCUAAAGGUCCCUAUAAGGUCUCUAUAUAUUAACGGCACUGAGCAAAAAGAUGCGGCCGUGUAGUUACUUUUUGUAGAGAUUACUUUGCAUUUGUAUGGAUAACCGGGACGGCUGGUUCGCUUUUCAAGACGUCACUUGAAAAAAGUGACAUCUCACUUACCGGGAUGAAAAUUUUUCCGUUCCAUGCACGCAAACACUAACAGGGAUGGCAACGGUUGUCGGGAGGAAAGUUCAAGGAGAUGCCGACGCGAGCCAUUUUUAAGAGCUGUGAAAAUAACAAAAUCGUCACGGCAAGCGGAACGAAAAUUUUCUUAUAUUAUACAAUUUUAUUAUAUUAGACAAAUUCAUUCCACUUACUGCGGGAUAUCUUUAUAAUGUGCAGGCGUAAUUAGAUUCGACAGCUGCGGCGUAAAAAACUUGAAAGGGCUUGCUUUUUAGUCAAUAAGGCCAAACAACUACUUCAAAUAAACCGCUGUGGAGAAAAUAGAGUUGUUUUACAUAUACACAAAAUACAAAUUUAAAAAAACUGUUUAGUUAAUUCCAGAAUGUCAGACCUAUCAUAUAUUUUUCGUCCGCGUGCGUCUCUUCCGCCUGAUUCUCUCUUUUUCUAUAAGACGGGAAAAAUAUAGGCCUCAUACAAUGCGACCACUCGGAAAUUUUCACUUUACUCUUCUCAGGCAGGGCCUUUUUUCAGGUAAAUUGUAAGAGAACUCACUGACAGGCAAAUGUGUAAGUUGAAAGUGAAUGCAAUCCUGCUAAGAAAGCUAUAAAUUUUAGUUGCAAUAAUUUUCACCGGGUUCUUUGCAUGCGAAAAGUAAACAAAAAAGCCGCAAGCGAAGCAUGCGAAGGUUGGAAGGGAUGAUUCAAAUUAACGCUCGUGCGUGGUUUUAAAUUCGAUUUAAAUCUUUCAAAUUGUGCUCUUGGAGUUGUAUUUUGAGUAGGAGUGCAUACUAAAACAAUUGCAAACACUGCUUUUAGGCAGGGACGUCGCGAAGCCAUCAACAUUGGGAGGUGUGUCAUGUUUGACCAACAUUUCCUAGGAUUUUGACCAAGUCGUACAAAAUUUUCACAAAAUAUUGUCGACGGGGGGGGGUGUCAAAAAAAAUUUUCCGGACUAACAUAAGCAUAGUUGAAAACAUUUUUCCGUACUAACAUAAGCAUAUUCAAAAAUUUUCGACCAAAAUAAGCAAGACUUCCAAUUCUUUCAUCGCAAACAUAACAAAACCUUUAAAACUAUUACAACUGCGAACCAUUUCAUAACUUUGAGCAACUUCGACCAUCUUUUAUCCCAAACUUUGACCAAAUUUUUCCGAGUUUUGCCUUCAAUUUUAAGCAAAUAUCAGUUCCAUUUUGACCAACUUUUGGCAAAUGUCAGUUCCAUUUUGUCCAACGUUUGAAUUAUUGGGGGGGGGGGGUACACCCCCCCCCCCCUAUAGCGACGUCCCUGCUUUUAGGUAACGUAAAAUGUCAUUAAAAAAUCGGGUAAUUUGUUCGUGGCUUGGGAAAUUUAAUCUCAUUUCAGAGUUCCUUAGGUUGUACCUGCGCCACGGAUUGAAAAGAAAUCACGUGAAUAAGAAGGCGUAUUUCCUUUAAGUGUUUUAUAUAGAAAUUAGGCCAGCCUAUAUUCUGCCUAUGGAAGUGUUUGGCUGCAUAAUGGCUUAACCAUGCAUGCGCACGAUCUGCCCAUGCAUAUCACUUGUCAAUGUAUUAAACUGUAAUGGUACCUAAUGUGUCUUUCUUAGUUAUUUCACUCUAUAUCUACCUAACGAUUUUUGAGAUUUUCAACAUGAGCUCCACCUUUGAAUUUACCAUAUGAGUAAAUUCUUAAACACGUCCGAAUUUAUUAAUAUGAUAAAUUCGCGGCACAUUUUGAAUUUAUCAAUCAGAGUUAAUCAUAAAAGAAGAAGCAUUAGACAAGACUUUCAAGAUUUUCAAAAAAAAGACUGACAAGAUUUUCAAAAAACAGUUUAAAAAAGUUUUAUAAAAGUUUAAUUAAAAAAGCAAAAAAAAAGUUUAAAAAGUUAGAUUUUCAAAAAAGUUAAAUUAGGGUUAGUGGUUAUAUAGGGUUGGGGUUAGUGUUAGCUUAGGUGCCGCGCAUUUAUCAUUAUGAUAAAUUCAAAAUGUGCCGCGAAUUUAUCAUAAUGAUAAAUUCCGGACGUGUUUAAAAAUUUACUCAUAUAGUAAAUUCAAAGGUGGAACUCAUGCUGGAGAUUUUACUGGUUUAAGAGGAAAAUGUUCAUGUCUUUUGUUAAUCGAUUAAGCCGAAAUGUGCCGUACUUUUUCUAGUCCUAAUUUGCUCGAUGCAAAAUGAUAUAGAUCAAAGGGAAAGUAUUGGGCGUUAACGAUAACGUAUUUCAAAUGUAUAUACUAUAUAGCAACUAUUUUCGGUACUUUCACAUUGACGCAAUCCCUAGCCAGCUAGUGCAAGAACUCGCACCAUAUUACAUGUUGCUCUAGUUUUAGUCAUAUAUAGCAUGAUCGCAUGCAGGUUAACAGAUCUGUAGCAAUAGACCAAUCAAUAAGUGUUAACCCUUAGACCGGUCCUCUAAGGAGAACUGAUGGAACUAUCAAGUAUAUAAAUAACGUUCGUUUAGUUUAGUUUAGUUUAGUUUUAUUUUGUUUACGCCGGGAUUCCGAUUAGCAUUUCUAUAACACAAAUUCUUACAUGUGGAUAAGAUCAAAUGCGCUUUACAUCAAGUAUUAUACGCUUACCUAAUUACAUACUUAUAGCCUAGAUUAUUUUAUCCAAGGGUGGGUUGACUACAAAAUUUUUGUAGUUCGCUAUAACUACAGCUACUUCAAAAAUAUGUAGUCAGCUACAACUACUGCUACUUUUGAACAAAGGUAGUUCGCUAUACUGACUACAGCUACUGCUUAAAAAAUGUAGCGAACUAUUUCGCUACGCCAUAUAUUUUAGUUUCACUGCAUUUGGAGCAUGUACUAACUCAGGUUGUAAUACAACCCAUAACAAAUCGACUUACGAGUAGCAACAGUAAACACGAAGCAACAUUUUUGUAAGCACUACAUUGUUCAGGAGAGCAAAUUGACUAUUGAGUUUUGAUUUUAAGCAAACCAUGUCUCAAUAUCAGCCUAUUCUAUCAAGUUGUUAACAAUUUUAGAAAGUAGCGAAUAGCGAUUCGCUGUUUGAAAAGUAGUCAACUACUUGGCUACUUUUAGGCAAAAUGUAGUUCGCUAUAACUACAGCUACUGUUUUAAAAAAAGUAGUCAUAAACUACUGGCUACUUGAAAAUUGUAGUUCGCUACAGUAGCGAACUACAACUACAUCGCUACUAUACCCACCCUUGCAUGUCACCUUGAUUUUAUCUUUACAACAAUUGUGAUAUUACUUUCUUAAAGUGCCUAUAUGACACAAAAUUUCACCCCAAAGGUUUAUGGUUGCAUUGUAAAGAUCACUUAAAAUGACUUAAUAAUUUCUUUUAUAGAAUUUUGGUAACUUGCUCCCUUUGCAAGAUAUUCAACUUUGUUUCAUAUGCAAAUAUCACCGGUGUGACAUCACAUCACAUAAUGAGUUUUCAGAAAAGUGUAGUUUUCUUGACGAAUAUACGAAUCUAAAAAACUUUGCAAACUUGUAUAUGUAGUAAUUUCAUAACUGGUAAUUAACCCUCUGUAUUUGUUUGUAAAAAUAUUUUAUCAUGGUAAAAUAUUGCGUUUUCAAAAUGUCAUUAUGCGAUGUGAUGUCACACCGGUGAUAUUUGCAUAUGAAACAAAGUUGAAUAUCUUGCAAAGGAAGCAAGUUACCAAAAUUCUAUAAAAGAAAUUAUUAACUCAUUUCAAGUGAUCUUUACAAUGCAAUCAUAAACAUUUGGGGUGAAAUUUCGUGUCAUAGGCACUUUAAUUAUCUGUGUUUACCCUAACCUACCCUGUCAACUUUCCCUGUGGGAGGAAACCGGAGCACCCGGAGAAACCCACCACUUUCGGCAGAGCGUUGACCGACUCUUUUCACACGAGUCCGUAGCGAGAAUCGGACCCACGAUCUCAUUUAGAGGUGAAAGGCGCUUGCUACGACGACUGCGCCAACGGAACCCUUUAUAAGCUUUGACCACAGGGUUCGUACACCUUCAUAAUUUAAAAAAUCCAGGGUUUUCCAGGACUUUUUUCAUCCUUUUUCCAGGGGUUUUCCAGGGGCAUUUGAAAUAUAAAUCUAUAAGUGUUUAACGGAUAAGAAACGUUCGCGAAGGCUAGUACUUCAUCUUGCACAGAUACUUUUGGGUUUGUACCAGUUUGAACGAAAUAUAUUCAUAGUUUGACUAUAUAUAAUGCAAGAACCUUUUGUUCAAUCUUUAUUUUUAAGAUAGACUUAAAUAGUUUAGGUAUGAUCCUAUACCCAGCUCAGUUUCUCAGUUUUCCAGGGAUAAAUUUGAAAUUCCAGGGUUUUCAAGGGCUUCUCAGGACUAAAAUAAAAAUCCAGGGUUUUCCAGGAUUUCCAGGGGGCGUACGAACCCUGUGACCAGCUAACUUGCAUUUGGGGACCAUAGUCAAAACUUUUUCUGAUCAACAUAUUUUCUCUUAUCUUUUCUUAGAGAUCAUAUCUUCAAUGAACUUCUCGGCAGACCCUUGUGACAACUUCUACAACUAUGCGUGUGGGGGUUGGGAACGAGACAAUGAUAUUCCAGAUACGGAAUCGUCCUGGGGUCAGUUUGACAUUCUGAAUUUGGCAAAUGACAACGUUUUGAAGAAACUCGUCAAGGAUCCAAAAACAAAGUUGAUAUAUAAAGAUGUAAGUGGCUAUUGUAUUUGGAUUUUUUUAUCUAACAUGGCCGCCAUAUCUUUGUCUUAUAAAUCUCAAGGCCAGGGACUGAUUAAAAACCAUCAAUAAAUCCUCCAAAUAUAAAUCCAUCAAAAAUGCUUAUACAGUGUGCAUAAAAAAGGGUAGUCGAACUUCAGCACGCUAUAGGCAAUUCCAGCUUUUAGUUUAUGCGUGCAGGGGAGGAUGGGAAGUAAGGUAUCAUAUUGCUGAUUAUGCUGAAAAAAUAAAAAUGACGGUCGUGUAAACACGGAGUGAUAACUUAUACUUGUAAAUAUUGAAAUAUUUCGGUUGUUUCGGCAGUUUUUAUUGAAAUGUUUCAGCAUAAUCAGCAAUAUGACCCUUACUUCCCAUCACCCCCCUGCGUGCAUAAUUAAAAGCAGGAAUUGCCAAUAAAUUGUAUCUGUGAAUUACUCUGCCUAUGAACGAGAUGUUUUCAUAUUCGGAAAGAUCAGGCUCAGUGGCAGAAAUUCACUUUUUCCAGUAAGGUGUGGGGGGGGGGGGGGCAAAGCCCCCUAAAUUUCCAACAAAACACUCAAAUUUCCUACAUACCCCAUUUUCACUCGAAAAGACUGUUUUAAGCGCCCUCUUUUUAGGUAAAAAUUUCCGAAAAUUCGUCAAUUGCCCAUGAGGGGGGGGGGCGGGGGGGGCGGCCGUCCCCCUCCCCCCCGCCCUACCAAGAUUUCCGCCACUGAUCAGGAGUUUUAGCUGUUGAAUGAUGUGUUCUUUAUGCCAAGUGGAUAAAAAAUGAGCAAAUACGAAUCCAAUAAAAAAGUGUUAGUCAGAAUCGCAUAUUUUCACCGUUGAGAGUUGGGUCUAAAACCAUUGAAAAUUAACGUUUUUUGUUUGGGACUUAAGUUGAUGCAUAUCAAACUUUGCGUUAACAAAAAGUCGUGUCGUAUUGCGCGUAUCAUAUUUCCAACUUUUGCCUAUACAAAUCACCCCAAAAUUUGAUGUUUUUUCGCUUACGUUUGCUCUACGAUUAGAUCUGUGUUCAGUUACCUACGGUAUAGGAAAGAAUAAGCCUUUAGACGUCUUUUGAAUGUACUUUUAUGGGGAAAUAAUACUUAAUUCGAAGGGCACUUUUCGUUUGAUUAUGCGCUAUUUGUUAUGAUUUAUAUAGGAAAUUCGCCUCGCGCGCAGUGUCUGUUGAAGAAAACUGGCCCUAGGACCUUAUGCGCAGGUCUUUGACUCCAGUUACCUCCAGAUUUGAAGUCGUCGUGAAAUUUGGCGCAUUUUGAUAGCAAAUUCGUGUUUAUUUAUGGCGAUUUAGGAAGGGCAAAAUGUGCGCAAAGAUGUGGGUUUUGCUUGUGUUUACAAGCUCAUUAACAAUUCAAUUGAUCUCGGCUGUAGAAGAUGGCGAAGGGACGUCUUAGACUCAAUAUCUCCCUUAUAUGUCUUUAUAUAUUGUAUACCAGAAUCCAGAUAAGUGUUGAACAAUUGUAAUGAGUUUGCGUUUAGUAAAAUGUACUUUUUAGUUAUUCUGCCUCAUUAUAAUUGAAGUUUAUGCUUGGGAAAUCUCAAAGCGUGGGCUUUGGUCUCUCCGCCAUAUAAUAAUAAUAAUAUUAAAUAAUGAACUUUAUUUAAAGAAGGUAUUACAAAACCAGUUCAGCAUAGCUAAUCUUACACUCAGCCUAAAAUGAAGCGUCUGUAACUUCACAUUAAGCGACUGGACACUAGUUUGAGCAAAUGUUCAUUCAUAUAGGGCGAAAGUUUGAUAUGAAUUUCACUUCAAUAAAUCACGCACAUAUAUAUUCAUAAUUAUUAAGUGGAAAUAAAUCUUAGCGAAACUAUGACAAAUUGCUUUUUCGUUUGUUAUUGCACUGCUUUAAUUAGGCACAGAGGUGAAAAUAUGCGAUUCUGGCUACUGUACAUGUCAUUCAUUAGCUAAAAGCCAGAUCUUUCGGAACACGAAAAAAAUUUGUUCAUACGCCGAGUAAUUCACGUACAAUAGCGCGCCGAAGUUCGAUUACCUUUUUUUAUACACACUGUAUACAAGUCACAAACAAGUAUAUUCUUUCGAUCUAACGCACAAUGACAUGCAAAAGUUCGAUUACCUUUUCAUACCCCUGUAUAUGUAACAGCAUUGCUAUAGGAAUUCGAUUUGAACACUAGCGAUCUAUAGUGUAGGUAGUAUUCUAGCAUAAUCUGCCGUGGGCCCGUGGUUUGUGUUUGAACUAGAUGAAGGCACUUCAACGUCUUCGGCACGAUACAUCGAAGUAUUUUAAUCUUGUUCAGACAGAGAUCAUGGCAGUUUACUGCACAGCGUUAAGUCUAAUAUAGACAUAACUCAUAAGUAUAUAGUACUUACACUUUUUAAAAUAUAUAUCUGCCAACUUUUCGACCUUGACCAAACAAUGACCAUGUUUGCUUUAGUUUAGCACUUUAAUUUAAAACAUCGCUUAAAAAUCUUUAAAAUAGAUUAUAGCGUCAGUAAAAGCGAUAUAUAAUUCCUCAGUACACCAUUCCAAAGCCAUCUCGUUGUUUGAGUUGGUUGAUUUGAGUUCAUAUAUUCACAAUAAAAAUUCUAGCAAAUAUUUUCUCAGGUUUUCAAUAAAUUUUGAAUUUCCCCCUGCAUACCGAAAUGUAUACCACGUGUGCAGGGUGUCCGUUAAAGUUUAAAAGGGCAUCUGAAAAAAAAAACAUCGUUUAAAAUUAUCUUUGACCUAACUACAUUUCGGUCGGCUGUGUGACCUCCAUAUGUAACUGGAGUAAAAAUAUCUAUGAGCAAAACAAAGGACGCGUGACAAUUCUUCACGUCACGUCUUGAAAGUACAGACAACGGAAUCAUAAAUUACAUAAGUCAACUCUCGUGCUCAAAUUCUCUUUAUUAAAAUCAUAAACAAUAGUAUCAUCUAAUUAGCAUUAACCGAUCAAGACAAAUUAAAAAUUUCUUUGUCUGAUAGAUUUGCAUGCGGCACGGCAAGGCUCCUUGAAAGUCUUUGAAUUUGAAAACAAAAAUUCAAGUCCUUGAAUUUAUAAAGACGUGCUUAGAAGUCCUUAAAAUUCUUCAUUCUCUAGUUUUUGCGAAUAUUCUGAAAUUGUUUGACAUUAUAAAAAACGGACAUUUUGUUUAAUUAAUUUUGUCCACCCUGCUUGAAAUGAAUAAAAAGUUGAAUUGCCAUGUCAACAGUUGCCCUCUUUUCAGACCUUUGGUCCAUGAAGUUCCUGAUACAUGCCCAUAAGGUUACAGAACACCUUUGAGUGUUAAUUUUGCCUAAAAUUUUUUUAUUGGUUUCAGUGAAAGCAUUAGACUAGUUCUACUAUCUGACCAAGUUUGAACGAAAAAUGUUGAAAACUCGCAGAGUUAUUUAAUAAAAUACAUUUCGCUGCAAUAAGAAAAACAUUGAAAAUGUAAUAUUCAAAUUCAAUUUUCUCACGAAAAAUUUUACGGUAAUUACUGAUUUUCAAAUGAGUUGUGCUCCUGCGGGUUUUAACCAAUUUUUCUCAAAUUUUCACAGGACAUAGCUAAAUACGUCAGUUUCAAAAUUGUGUUCGGCUUUUUUUAAAUUUUGGAUAUUUUAAAAAUAAAAAGCAAUUCACUCAAACAAUUCAGAAAUAUAUUGCAGUCGUCAAAGAAAUCGCCAUAUCAGCGGAAUGACGAAAUAAACAAAAAUUUCCGAACACAAUUUUUUAGAACAACUAUUUUACUGUUUAAAAACGAUAUUUUCAUAAAUAUAACUUGCAACCAGCAGGAGCACAACUCAAAAGCGUAAAGGUACCGCGAUUUAAGAUUUUCCUGAAUAAUUCUUACAUUAUUUUAUUGUUUGUUAAUUUUACAACUUUACCAUAUUUUGCAUGCACUGGCGAACAUUUGGUGAAAAUUUGAUGAAAAUCGGACUGAUAUUGAGCGUGCAGUAGCGAUUUUCAGCAAAACGCCAAAAAGGGUGUCCUGCAACCUUAAGACUGGUUUACACUAUGAAGUUUCUGUGAUCACAGUAGGAAUUUUGCAUCGGUAAAUUGUACGUUUUGAAGGAUUUGUAAGAAAUGUUUGAGGAAACUGACUCAGUGUUUAACAUUACGUCAGCUUGCUCAAACAUUUCUUACAAAUCCUUCAAAACUUAGAAUAUUUUACCGACGCAAAAUUCCUGCUGUGAUCACAGAAACGUUGAUUGUGUAAACAAGCCUUCAACCUCUCCUAUUUUCUGCCCCAUAGAAUGCUGCAGUGCAAAAGGCAUUUAAAUACUACGAAACGUGCAUGAACCGAAGUCGGAUAAACGACCAAGGGGCGCAGCCGCUGAUCGAUCUCAUCGCGGACUACCAUUCGUGGAACGUCACGGGAAAUGGAACGUGGAGGGAAGAAUCAUGGAAUUUUACUACCGCAAUGAUUGCUAUACAGAGAAAAUGGUAUGCCAAUCCAUUUUUCGCCAUAUCAACAGGCGCCGAUUAUUAUAAUUCAACUGUGAAUGUUAUUGAGGUGAGCCAAUGUACAUUGAUUGAAAUUUUCUUUUUUAAAUGUUCAUCAAAAAAUGCUUGAAAUGAAAAAUAUGACCGUAAAGUACGCCAUCAAGUUUGUAACAAUAAAGUAGACUACUAGCAGGAUAUUAGCUCAUAUGUAUUAUGCUCAUAUCGUGCCAGUAGAAAAAAAACAACAAGAUGGCGGCUCAAAAAUCACCAGAGUUUCCUAAACGAGAAAACAGCAAGUUAUUCGCUUUAAUAGUCUAAGUCUAAGAGGAAUAAAAAUACUCCCAGCAAUUGUUUACAGGUUAGCAAAUAGAAUUUUAAUAUUUACUGAACACUCGGAAAAGUAAUUUUAAAAAUAUUAAGAAAAAAUAAUGCCGAAAGAGCGAAGAUAAAAAUAUGAACAGAAUAUAAUUUUUUGGAAGGAAUUAAACUGAACUAAAAAACAAGGUCAAUUUAUAGAUGUGAAAUCAACAAGUACAUAUUUUGUCUAAAAAACCUUGAAGAAGGUGGAAAUAACUUAUUGACUGAGCUUGGCGUGUUCGGUUAUUUUACGCCUAUAUAGCUCCCAUGACAUAUCUUUGGGUUUUAAAUUUCCUGUUUUAAUUUUUCCACCUAUAUUUUAUACCUAUCAAGUUAUUUACUUUUUGUUUUUAUUGUCGACAGCUUGACCAAUCAGGAUUAGGUAUGACCAAGGAUAACUACUUAAAUAACGGAACAGAUGAUGAGAAGGUGAGGGAACUUUAAUUGGAAUAAAUAUUGAGAUGGACUAAUAUUGUACUUCCAUAUAUCCAUGCUCCAUGUUGAUAUAUGUUCGUGUGGGCCUGCUUAUUGUUUAAACAAAGGGAAAUUCCUCAAUUUUUCACCACAAAGUAAUGUAAAGGAGUCAGGACUGUUGAUAAAACCAAGGUUAAAGACUUGAAUUGUAGCCAAAAAGUGAAAAAAAAGAUUUUCUUGGAUUUAUAUCCGGGUAUAACUCAAAUUUAUCCUCAUUAGCAGGCUUCAAUCUGUUCCUUUCAUUUGCCUGAACUUUUGCUGCCAUGUCAAAGCUAUUCUUUAUAAUCUCUAACAUGGGUAUUUCAGGGUCCUCUGAUCGUCGGCUAAUGUGAGAAUUUAACUUUUGAGCGCGCGUAUGAGCUGGUGUUAAAAUCACAUUAAAAGUGGCUCGCGCACAAAAAUGGAAGGUUUAAAACACAACUUGAAUACAAGAAUACAUAAGCCAGUUGAUAUAUGGUGCGGAAAGUUUUUUUAAAGUACCAUGCAGAUAUAACUUGAUGUAUGUUAAAUCUUCCGGGCGACCUCCAAAAUUAGAACUGUUAAGCUUCAUAGUAUAUAAUUCCAUUUUAUGAUCCAUCUUGUAGAUACGACAAGCAUACAAGAAGCUGAUGGUUGAUAUUGUUGCCUUGUUGGGCGCUGAAGGAGAUGAUGUUGAAAGACAGAUGAUGGAGGUUUUUGAUUUCGAAUCGAAAAUUGCAGAAGU